CUCUCAGUCUUCCCGCGGAGCAUGAGCGAGUCGUCGGGACCGCGCUUCCUGCUGCGCUCCUGCGUGUUCCUGCUGGUGCUGAUCGGCAGUCUGUUGCAGCUAGUCUUCUUCGCUCUAUUGCCACAGAUCCAGCUACACACAGAGUUCUGCAACGCCACACUAGCCUCGCGUUCACUGCUAGCUCCCACACCCACAAGCGCCGAGCUGGCGCCGCCCAUGAAGCUGCUGUUCCAAUCAUUAUACGUGUCUCCACGCGAAUUGGCGCUUCAGCAGAAGGAGGAGGAGAGACGGCGUAAUGAACUGGCUCAAGAUCCCAAACAAACUAUCAGAAGCAAGCAGGACGCCGCAAAGGACGAGGGAUAUCGCAAUCCAUUAGGAGGAGAAGGCGAGACGUUCCAGGCCGAGACGCUGGCUGAAAAUCAGGCUCUGAAAGCGCAGCAAUUGGCUGAAAAAGAAGAGGAAAUGGAACGGGAGCGUCAGAUGAACCUACCCGCUGGCUUCUUCCUACAGACAAGAGGUCAAGGUCACGAGGCGAUCAUCUCCAAGUCCGCGUACUGCAUCAACGUUGUGACACCUAGCGAUUCACCUGGAGUUUUACUGGACUUUGAGUUGUAUUUGAACGCGUUGCCCUCAGCGCGGCCCGUGUAUUCGUACAGAGGCAAUGGUGAACAGGAAAGUUCGAGUUACAGUGACGACGGGAAGGCCAAGCGUCUGGAUAUGCCCCCGUCGGUCAUUGACAUUUAUCUGGAGCGACAUCCCGUGGACAAGAAAUAUUAUCCAGACUUUCACGCGCCUAAAGAGAAAAGCAUUUGGAUGAUGCAGAACGUCGAGUUCUUCGACAGACACGAGCUGGACAACCCCACGGUGGGCGUCAUGAUGGUUAAGAACCGCAUCGGGCUUAAGAAAGUGCUCGAGUACAGACAUCGGCAUCAACUCUCGUAUUCAGUCUUCUACACAAAACACACGAGUCGCGAUUUGUAUCAGCCUGCGGUACAGCGUGACUGGACGUCAUUUUUGCAUUUGGCCGGUUGGAGCCCGUUCAAGAACACGCGUGUGAUCCUACAGGCGUGGGCGUUGCAUCCAGAAUGGCCGCAACUGAUCAUCCGUGUGAUUAAGGCCGACUUGUGCCAGUGGAUUGAGGAACAAUUCGGUGAUAAGGACUCGUGGAGACUCCAAAAUGUGGACUAUGCUUGUGGUUCGGUGCCUGCUGAAGAGAAGGACCGAUUGCAGAACCAGAUUGGACUUCACUUGUGUCCUAGCGAGACCGAAGGGUUCGGCCACUAUAUUAACGAGGCUCGCAGUGUUGGCGCAUUAAUCCUGACAACGAACGUACCACCCAUGAACGAGCUAGUGGACGAGAAGAGCGGCGUGCUGGUAGGAGAGCCGCAUCCGUGGUGGUGGCAAACAAAAGGAGACUUAUUUAUGCCACUAGCACAAGUGGACGUAGCCGACAUCGAGCGGGGCGUAGAACAAAUUCUGCUGCUCUCCAUAGAGGAGCGUAAACGAAUGGGUCGGCGUUCGCGUGCCAAGUUUCUAGAGGACCGCGCGUAUUUUCUCAACGCCAUGACAGCACUGGAAGAGAGCCUUUGCCAGGACGAGAUCCGAAUCGAGAAAUUACAGCCCUAUCUGUACUAGCGCUCGGAUAGAUAGAGAUAUAGUACCCCCCUUACCUGGCAGUCUAGCUUGUAAGUAGUAGCAUAGUUAUCCGCCAUUUUUCACACAUUCUUGUGCUGUUUUCUUCCGAUAUGACCUGGGAUAACGAAAUACUUGCCAAAACUCAAAGACAAAUUUCAC
This is a messenger RNA of Phytophthora nicotianae INRA-310, 1794 nucleotides long. RefSeq lists its product as hypothetical. The record is from RefSeq and is a predicted model, not a curated record. The transcript has a single exon. NCBI's taxonomy places the organism in Eukaryota, Oomycota, Peronosporomycetes, Peronosporales, Peronosporaceae. The coding region runs from base 22 to 1635 and encodes 537 amino acids.